This is a messenger RNA of Mytilus trossulus (common blue mussel), 3099 nucleotides long. Its product is annotated as potassium voltage-gated channel subfamily KQT member 1-like. Gene Ontology annotation, cellular component: membrane; voltage-gated potassium channel complex. Lineage: Eukaryota; Metazoa; Mollusca; Bivalvia; Mytilida; Mytilidae. The record is from RefSeq and is a predicted model, not a curated record. The transcript has 15 exons. Gene Ontology annotation, biological process: potassium ion transmembrane transport. Gene Ontology annotation, molecular function: voltage-gated potassium channel activity. Bases 598 to 3066 code for a protein of 822 amino acids.
UCUGUAAAAUGAAAUCUACGGAUUAUUCAACCAGACGUGCCUAUUCUUAAGCUUCAGACAAACUUCUAAAGAAACAUAUAUCCGUACAGAGGCAUGACUAUUUGUCGGAAAAUACUUUUAUCUUUUUGCGAGAAAAAAUAAAUAAUUGAACAAGACAAACUGUUAUUUCUACCGCAACAUUAGUUAAACAAAAAUAUUCUUCGAUAAAAUGAUUAAAAAGAAGUUCCAUUUGACAUGUCUUUUUCACACGUGAGCAGCAGACGGAUGCAUGUAAAAGCUACUUCCGGAAUAAUUUUACGCUGUAGAUUUUGAAGAGAAAAGGAAUAAAAGAUUGAAUUAGGUCUUAUUGAUCUGGAAAAUCACAGAGACUAUGGACAAACGGUACGAUCCGUGAUCAUAUGAUGAAACAUAUUAAAAUUGUAUUAACUUUAGAUAUUGAAUGGAUUUUCCACGGCAUACAUGAUGACAACGAUACCAUUAUAAAUUGAUUUGAUUUGGAAAUGGAGCGAUUUGUAAAAGUGUUUAUGUUACAUCCAUUCCUCAUUUUUUAUAUUGAAUUUCCAUGAUUUAUAGUCAUUACUCGUUACAAGAGCAGAAAUGACUAUGACUCGGAAGUCAAACGUUAAACUGACUAUUAGCGUGGCGGAUCAGGGCCAUCAUGACGACUGUAAUGACACUUCAGAAUGGAAAUUUAUUAAUCACUCUAGUGAUUCGGAUGAUCUCCUUUACUCACCAAAGCACGAGCAGAGUAGGAAAUUAAAAUUCGAUUUCAUGGAUGUAGACAUCGAUACAGAAAAUAAUAGCAUUAGACGAAACGAUAUAGAAAAGGAUCUUACAGGAUUAUCAAAACGUGGUCUUGGUAGUAAAAGGUAUGCGGAACCACGAAUGUCUUUACUCGGAAAACCUCUAAAUUACCGUGCCCACAGGAAAGAUGCACGUGUUCGGAGAUUACAAGCACGAAUUUAUAAUUUUCUUGAAAGACCAAAAUUAUGGGCAUCAGUAAUUUACCAUAUAGCUAUGUUUGUAGCUUGUGUGUCUUGUCUCGUUUUAAGUGUGUUGGCUACCAUAGAUGAUCUAUCAACAGAAGUUAUUUCCGAUGUUAUUAUGUACAUAGAACCUGCCUUGUUAAUAUGGCUGAUUACAGAGUAUAUUGUACGUAUUUGGGCAGCUGGCUGUCGAUCCAGAUACCAAGGGUGGAGUGGAAGAUUCAGGUUUAUGAGAAGACCAUUAUGCAUUAUAGAUUUAAUUUUAAUUAUUUCCAUUGUCGUGAUAUUAUUUGUUGGAUCACUAAGCUCAGCAUUCGCCGCUACAUCACUCCGAGGUCUUCGGUUCUUCCAAAUUCUACGAAUGGUUCGAAUGGACCGUCGUGGAGGGUCUUGGAAACUCUUAGGAUCAGUUAUAUGGGCUCACAGACAGGAGCUGUUAACAACGCUGUAUAUAGGAAUUCUAGGUUUACUUUUCUUUUCAUUCCUCGUUUUUCUCGCCGAAAAAGAUUCCGAAAAACCAAAAUUAAAAAGUUUUGCUGAUGCAAUUUGGUGGGGCGUGAUAACAUUAUGCACGGUGGGAUAUGGGGAUGUAGUACCUCAGACGUGGGCUGGAAAGGUUAUUGCAGGAUUUUCAGCUAUCUUAGGGAUUUCAUUUUUUGCUCUACCUGCAGGAAUACUUGGUUCAGGGUUUGCUCUUAAAGUACAACAACAGCAACGACAAAAACACCUCAUUCGUAGGAGAGUUCCAGCCGCCAUGUUGAUACAGAGUCUGUGGCGUUGCUAUGCAGCCGACAGAAAUUCUAUAUCUAUAGCUACAUGGAAACCCCAUAUGAUUCCCUGUCCUAGUCCGACGGCUGAUAGACAGUUUAAAAAUAAUGCGUCAUUUGUCAGUCGCUUUUCUACAAGACGGCGAGAUAGAAGUACCGGCGGAAGUAACCAUAGUCAUUCCGGAAACCCUCAUUCCCCAUUGAUACAGCCGAGAAAGGAAAACAAUCGAAGAACAAAUCUCUCAGACCAAGAGGAAGUUCCAGAUACAUUGCAUAGGAAUUUGAUAUCAGAAUGUAUCAGCCUUGUAAACAGGACCUGGAGCCAUUUGAGUCUUGCUACAGGAAUAGCAGAUCACAGAGUGGAUCAACUUCCGCUUAGGAAAGAUAACCCGUCACCGCCAUUAUCGUAUGAAGAUGACCUCGACCACUCUCCAAAAUUACACCAAAUAACUGAUGUAGAUAAACAAGCCAUAAGGGCAUUACGAAAAAUCAAAUAUUUUGUUGCUAGACGAAAAUUUAAGGAAGCUUUGCGACCUUAUGACGUCAAAGAUGUCAUCGAACAAUAUUCGGCUGGCCAUGUGGACAUGCUUGGUCGUGUUAAAAAUUUACAGUGCAGAUUAGAUGUAAUUCUUGGUAAACAAGGCAGCAAGAAAAAAGAUGUUUAUGAUUGCAAUCAAAGUCUUGCUUCCAGAGUUGUUAAAGUAGAAAGAUCUGUUGAAGAUAUAGAAUCAAAAAUGGAUUUGCUCAUCGAUAUGUACAAAGAAGAUAGGAAAAUACUCUUACAAUCUGCUCAAAGACAGUCGUCAUCAAACCCGCCAUCACAUACAGAAAUUACUUCCUGUUUGAAAAAUUCUUUAACGGCUCCUCGUUCAAUUUUACAAGACAAAAUAUCAAGUGAACCAUCAACCCCUACAAUUCGUAAUGCAGAAAAAGCAAUGCAAAGAAAUCUAUCUGAUUUAGGACAACGAAUCAAAAAGCGUGUUACUUAUCGUUUACUAUCGUUAAACGAAUCCGAAAAGCCUUCAAAACAUUCAGACAAGCAAAAAUCUAGACGCUUAUCGAGUGACUCAGCGUCUGAUACAGACGACAAAGAAUUUGUAUUUGACGAUAGAAAUGAAGAUUUGAACAGUGAACCAGUCAUCAAUUAUUCAGUCGAAGAAGAGACACGGACAGAUCCGAUUCCUUCACAUAAUCAAAAUAAUCAUUCCAUAAAAGGAAAACGGAAACUGUCGUCAAAACGGCGGGAAAAAGCCAGUGAUUGUAAUGAUUCUGUAUGCAACAGUUAUGGGAGUUCAAAAGAUUUUAAUUGUUAACACUCUUUUAUAUUAAAGUUUUGUUAUUUACAA